Molecule: messenger RNA, 2760 nt
Organism: Vitrella brassicaformis
Lineage: Eukaryota; Vitrellaceae
Source: the annotation of a GenBank genome assembly
CUACCGUCCAGCGAUGACAGAUCUCGGCAAGAGUUCCUCGCUUCGGAUUCUCAACAAAACGAACCUCGAUGCAUCGGUAUUGCUCUUGGUGUUUGAAGCAAUAUGGCGUAAGAGAACACUAGUAGGGGUGUGCUGUGUGUGUCAGGUGAAGCUUGUUCCUGUGGCUGAGCUCAAGAAGGUGCGGGAGCAGCUCAAAAAGGCCGAGAAGAAGUACGACAGGCAGGCUCUCGAAGGAGGGAUCAAUGUGGGGUUGGGUGACGUCGAGUUGGGCGUCAAAGCAGGGCGGGAGAAAGAGACCGGGUAAGAACCUGAAGCGAGCAGGGGAAUCCUUGUGUCCUUUUCUUUGUUUCCUCAGUCAAGAACAAGAGAAGGAGAUGGAAGUAGAGAUCGAGUUUGGCUUCUUCCGUUUGGCAGAGGACUGGCAGCUGCUCGAUGCUGGCGCAGAGACGACUCUGGACACCUACACUCCCUGCUGCAUCUCCAUCUUCAUCGACGGCAGCAAACACCAGGUCGUCAACCGCAUGAUCCACCCAGACCGGCUGCGGGAUGAGAACGGCAUCGUCUUCGUCAAGGCCAACCCUCCUUUUCAGCCUCACAACAAGUACUUCCGUCUCCAGAAGAACACAGAAGCCCCACCCUUCCGGCUGCACAACCUCAGCACUCGCUCGGUCCUCACGGCUGUGCCCGGUGUUGGGCUUGGCGAGGAGGCUUCUGUCGUCAUGAAACCGAAGGUCCCCACCAAAUCAGGGCAGCCCUCUGACCCGUCGCAGCUCUGGAUGGCCCACGAAGAUGAUCUCUGUGACAGACAGACAUUUCUUCUUCGGCCUGUUGCCUUCCCGCAUCUGACACUGAGGGUCAACAAGAAGUCGCUCGGUCUGGUGUUGGACCAUCCCACCAUCGGGAGAGACCCGGCUGACGCAAAGGGGGAGGCGAAAUACGAGCAGUGGGAGAAGACGGAGUCUCGUGAGGGUCCUGAAGCCGAGCCUUUCAGUCUGUGUCAGUUUCUUUCUGCCUGCUGCAAGCCCCCGGUUCCGAAACAGGAAGUGCUUGUGGGACGGCGCGGCAGCGCAGACUAUGGCGGGCCGCUGACUCUGUCGUGUGUGGGCCUACCGGAGCAUCUCAUGUGUGCGGCCGAGGACAUGCUUGUGAUGAAGGAGCACGAGAAGCGGACGGCUCACGUGUGGCAGGCCAGUGUACCAAUCGUCGUCAAAGGUACCCAUCGGCUGUGGGGAGGGCUGCUCCAUUAAGGUGUUGGGUAGGUCUUGGACUCUUGGCUUGUCCUCAGGGGAAACGGUGCCGAUCGAUCGCAAAGGGGCAGCUCAGGACACAGAGACGACAGCAAGCAAAGAGGUAAGGAUACGUUGCGGAUGGAUUCCGUGCCUUUUUUCUCGUGUCUCCUUUUUCAGAAGACCAUCUUUGAUGUCUGCGCCGAGGGCGACCUGAAGGAGCUGAUCAACUUCAUCACCAAGGAGCCCAAGUGUCUCGAAGAGGCUGACGAUGACGGUAUCACGCCCCUGCACUACAGCGCCCAAAACGGCCGGAAGGAGGUGAUAAAGGAGAUUGUCGAGCGAGGAGGGAAACAUCUGAUCGAGAAGCGCACGAAUGUCCAGUCGGAGCCCACUCCCAUACACCUGGCGGCAAAAAGAGGGCAUGUCUCCGUGGUGAAUCUGCUGCUGGACCUGAGAGGAGAGCACCUCCUGAAGAUCAAGGACAAGGUCAGUGUCUCAGGCGCAGACAGAGAAAGAAGUGCCCAUCAUCGUGUUGUCUGCCGCUUGCUGCGUUCAGUACGGUCGUACGAUCGCCAGCGUCGCUGCGGAGGAGGGACAGCUGGCGGUGCUCAAGGCCAUUGUCAAUCGAAAGAGCGUCGGCUUUAUCCUCUCACUCGAAUCAAGCGUAGGCACUUCGAGUGUCGUCUCUCUUCUGAGCCUUCUGUAUACAUGUUCUCUUUUCAGGGCCGCACUAUCUUCCACGACGCGGCACUUGGCGGCGACAUAGGUGUGUUGCAGCAGCUGAUGAAGUGGAGCGGCAGUCGUGAUGUGCUGAAGGUCGGUGACAAAGUUGGCAUGACGCCCUUGCACAUGGCUGCCAGCGGCAAUCGUGUGGAGGCCAUAGAAUAUCUGCUGAAGGAAGGAGGAGUGACGCUGCUCCAGAAGACCAACACGCUUGGCGGAGACAUCCGAGACAUUUGUCAUCACUCUUUUCUCUUCAUCCCUUUUGCGUGCAGCUCGGCAACACCCCAAUGCACAUGGCGGGUAUGCAGGGGCACAGGGAGGCGGUCAUCUGCAUGGUCAACAAGCAAGGCGGCCGCGAGCUCCUCAAAAAAACCAACAAACACGUAAAUGGGCCGACACAGAGCCAUGGCGAAGCAAUUUCUCUCCCCGUCUCUGUGUGUGUGUGUGUAAAGGGGAAGACGCCGAUCGAUUUGGCAAAGUGGAGGGGCCAUGAGGAUUUAGCGACAGAGUUGGAGCGUAUGGUCUAAUAGAGACAGACAUAGCGCUGUGAGUGCUACUUGACUUAUGCUGUCAAAUAGGGUGACGCCCGCCUUAGUUUCAUUUGUCUUCUAGUAGACCGUAAUCAAGCAGCCAAUCGACCAAGGGUUAUACAAGGCGUCAAUUGGCGUGAGCUGCGUGUCUCCGCAGCCUUCUGCGUGAGCAGUUGAGCAUUCCAGCUGGGCAGCAUAUUGCAAUGCUGAGAGAAGCAGUCGGUGCAGCCCAGACACACAUGAGAUGAGCGGGCGGGCGGACAUCCCAUUAACAUUGC